AUGCGCGCACCUCCUCGGAUACCCGGAUACCUGGAUGGUCACGGAAACUCACAUCAAGGCGUUCCUUCCAGCCUUUACUUUGCGCGUUGCCUCCCUGGGCUCCUGGGCAGGCGGGCGCGGGAAGAGUCGGAGGCGGGACAGGGGCGUGGUGGGGGCGGGUCCCCUGUCCCCAAGUCCUGCCUCCGGGCCCUGAGAGUCCCCCGAGCAGCAGCAGACAAUAAACCCCAUUUCCGAGUGACCCUGCGACCUGACCCUCCCUUCCUUGUUCUCCUCUCCCCAGGGCAGCGGUCGCUUUGCUCCCCACCCCGAGGCGGAGGCUCCGGCAGGGAAGAAAUGUCUCAGGCAAGAGCCCUCUCCCGACGUUGGCUUCCUCCCAGCCAUGGCCAGGAAGUGAUGACAGCCGCGGCACCAGAGGCAGAUCCUCAUUCUGGACCACCGGCUUCAAGGCUUUCUGGCGCCGCAGAACAAACAGAGUUCAAUACCAGUGCGGCUAUUCAGGUUGGCCACCAGCUGGCAGUCAUCGGGGAUGAAUUUAACAGGAUGUACUGCGGGAAGGCCCAGGACACAGCACCCCAUGCGGCCCCAGCCCUGGCACCUGUGUGGAGCCCGACUUUCAGUUUCGUGCAGACAGGUGCCCUGAGUAUUUUUAGAAGUUUUACGAAAUGUUUUCCUGAGCCCGUGGGCAGCAGCAGCAGCAGCAGCAGCAGCUGGAUGCGGGGACAUGUGGCCUGGGGGAACUGGGUUCCCGUGUUACCAGCCAGCACGGUGUACUGGAAGGUGAUCCCGGUGGCCCUGCUUCUGAUCCUCUUUGGCCUGGUGGUCCAUUAUGGCUUGCCAAACUGACGCAGAGAAGAGAGAAGGUGGCCACUGCUGGACUCUGGCCCACCCUCUGCCUUGCCACCCUGGAGGUGGAAAUCUGCCUGGUUAGCUUAGUGUUUUGGUUUUUAAAAAUUUUUAAUAAUGGUUCUUUAUGAAAUCCUUUAUUUUAUGUAAGCCUUGAGAUAGUGCUGGGACACUACUGAGGUUUCACAUGAGUUUGUUGUUCAUAUUUUUAAAAGAGAAGUGAUUUAAAUAAUAUUUGGUUGUUGCUGGAUAACUUCCUCGUUGGCUGGUUUGAAAAUGUUGAGUCCAGGGAAUCAGAAACUCUGGCUUUGCUUUUCCUAAGAACCAUCCCAGUAAAAGGUGCUUCCAUUCCCAGGAACGGGCAUCUCAGGUAUUGGCUUUGCUGCCAUCAGUGAGUCAGAGAAGGAAUGCUGGUCAUCCUUUAACGCUGGGACACCCACUGCAAAAAUUGUUUUAAAAAAAUCUUCUGGCAAAGAUAUUUUUGAGGGGAUGAAUAAAUGAAUAAAUACUAU
Messenger RNA from Trichosurus vulpecula (common brushtail), 1355 nucleotides. RefSeq lists its product as uncharacterized. The coding region runs from base 1 to 843 and encodes 280 amino acids. The record is from RefSeq and is a predicted model, not a curated record. The transcript has 7 exons. NCBI's taxonomy places the organism in Eukaryota, Metazoa, Chordata, Mammalia, Diprotodontia, Phalangeridae.